AUGUUUCUUGGUGACAUGUGUAAGCUGAAGAUUCUGAGGCAGGGUGAAGUAAUGACAGUGGAGGUUAAACUUGACUUGGUAACAUCACUUGUUCCUACUCAGCUGUAUGACAAGAGACCAAGGUACGUACUGACUGACUGCAAUACACGGCACACCCAGGUAUCAGCCUGGCCCUCUGUUGUUCAGACGUUCACUAUCCAAAUCACUUUCCAGCGGAAAAUUAUUAGGAACCCCUAUUGCAGUAUGGUUUACGGUCAAGUUGCCCUAAAGUCAUCUUGCCCGCGAAGUUAUGUCGCCUGAAAUUUUAUAGACUACGAGUAGUCCCCAUUUUUCCCCCAGGAUAGUAGAGCAAGCGAAAUGUGAGCGCGCGUGAAAAUAACCCCACGCGAGAAAGGCGCCCCGUCUCGCCUUUCUUGCGUGGGAUAAUUUUCACGCGCGCUCGCGUUUCGCCCGUUCUGCUAUCCCUGAGGGAAAAUGGGGACUACUCGUAGUCCAGAAAUUUUAUCAUGCUCAGCAACAUCCUACACCUUAAAAGUGCUUGUUUCGUUUCAUCAAAUCUUUAAGAACAAGACAUAUUACUCAUUUGACGUGCUUGUUUCAUCAAAGCUAAAAGAACGAGAUACGAAGUUAUGAAUAUAUGAAAAUCAUAUAGGAGAACUGCGGGGUGAAGAAUUUAUAUGAACGAAGAUCAUCGCAGUUACAGACUCAACUUUUGCAGCUGCGAAAAAAAAGCCUGAAAAAAUUUUUUUCGCAGACUUUCUUCUGAGAAGGAGAUAUGUUACACAUUCAUCUCGCUUGUUUCGUCGCUUCAUCGCAUAAAGAACGGGUUAUGAUACUCAUUCAUCCCGCUUGUUUCGUCUCACCAUAGCAUCAUCGGGCGACAUGGCUCUGGUUUUGGGCGAUAUAACUUCGGGCGAGAUGACUUUCGGGUGACUUGACCGGUUACCUGCGACAUCAUAAGCCGGGAUAAAGAUUAAUCUAGUGGAUCAUAGUGUUAUCCACCCUUUGAACAACUGGGGUCUGGUCUUAUGUCAGUUAGCCUUUGUUUCUCGGUAAAAAUUAUUUUGCAAGAAUUUAUUUCAGUGUUAAAAAUGACAACAUUUACAAUUUGGGUUUUGCAAAAGUCCCGUCGCGACCCCUCUAAGUAAAGGAAUAGGGUUAAGAGCGGAUGAACUUUGACACGAGAGUUGCUUAAAACUUCAAAGAAAAAAUAAUGGCCUGCAUAGGGGCGAGGAUUGUUGUCUGCUCUGAGAGAGGGGCACAACUCUGCUAGUAGGAUAAACAGCUAGAUUUCGAAUUUUGUUGGAAUGCUGUGCCUGUCCUUUGUUCCCCGGGUGUGCGGUAUGUCGCAAUAAGAAAUAAGGAAUAACAGAAAGAAUUUAUACACUAGCGAGUAAUCGCAGGAUGCUUUUCAUUUUGUUGUGUUCUAUUGUUAUCACCAUAGUUACCUGGUGUAUGCUGGUUUGGUAUUUGUGUCUCUGUCCCAGCCUUACAUGCAGCAUCAGUACUGCAAGGACUGGGCACGAAAAGCGCCCAUAAGACUGUGCGACCGCGUUCUUUACGGUGUUUUAAAUAAAGCAGGACAGGAAGUCAUCUUACUGAGUCAGGUGAGUUUAACUGUGACUGUGCAGACAUCUUAACAGCUCUUUCUUAUGGAAAAUAAAGCGGAAAUUCUUCCCGGAAGGAGGGUAGUACGUGAGCAGUGCGGCUCCGAAUAGCUACAAAACUGAUAUGAGUUAGUGGCCAAAAAGCUUUCCGGAUCAGUGACCUCUUAAAGCCGGCACUGACGGAUCAUAACAGUGAGUGGGGAGGGUACAAAGCUCCAGUGGUGAUGAAAUAUGGGUUGGUUUCACACUGGUAUUUCAAGUGUGAAGUAAGGUCUAGUAUAGUGCUCAAACGUUUUGUUCCAGCUGGUCGCUGUGGAUGAGAGACUGCUUGUUCCAUUGGGGUCAAGCAGAACACCGAAAACUUUAAUUUCUUGGAGGUUUCGUGGGCCCUGGAACUAAAAAGCAUUAGAUCUCGGGGAAGUAAAGGUUUGGCCCUUUUAGUGCGAGAGUGGUUUAUAAACCCUAUCCACUAAAUCACGGUGCUCCUCAGCUGAAAGUGUUAUUUACAAGUGUUGCGUUGAUUCAGCAAUGCCGUCAUUUUUUUCCCAGGUCCUGGCUGCAGAAUUGACUACAGGCUAUGAAACAAUGGCAAAUCUUCAGCUUUUCAAGGUGAACGGAAUUCCAAUUCUGAACCUUAAACAUCUUGCCUCUGUGUUGGACGACAUUACAAGGCCUUUUAGCAAAAAUGGUGACUCUCACAACUCAGCUGCAAAAACUGAAAUAACUGUGACUACAGAUAGCUGUCUCAAAGCUAGUCCUUUACCUAAACAGAACGAAGUUACUGUCAAAAGCUCUGGGGCAAACCCCAGGCAAAAUGAAAAUAUUAUACCUUUAAAGGAAAUCAGUCAGGGAAUGGAUGAAUCGGACAGCCGUUCUUGUGCAAAACUCAAAACUUUAGAGGAUGUGAAGAAGGACGUCGAGAGAGGAAGCUCAGUUUGCGAUAGUGACGUUGAUUCUUUAUCGGAAGACAGAACCUCAUCCACAGAUCCCAGAAAACAAGAUUUUGUGAAAUCAGAUUCUUGUGCACGGGACUCUUUCUUUUCAUCAAUACAAACGGCUGAAGAGAAUUCUGGUGUGGACCAAGACCCCACUCUUCUGAACAGAGAGGACUUUGUACAUUUUGAGUUGGAUAAAGACAAGAUUAUUGUCCUUCACAUCCCAACAGCUUACAUGGCCGCUCCGGAAAUAUUGCGCCAAUAUGCAAUAGGUCAGUCUCGCUCGGAUGAUCUACCUACACCCCCGUAAAAGAUCAUUAGUCAUGCUCGUGGCCUUGUCGUGAUCACGUGUUGCACAUGUGAAUGAGGGACUUUCCUAUUUCCUAGAUGGCUCUGUAGCGACAAAUAGCUCGUGCCUACCCGAUCAAGUUAGUCACUAGCAGUUUAAGAAAUUUGCAACGAAACUACAAAGAAACGUGAACUGAAGUUGAGUUAAAGUGCGAUAACUAUGUCGUUCUGUCAAGCAUGGACAGUGAAUAUUUCUAAUGCCAAUAAGAAGUAGUCAUUCAAUUUUCUAAUGCGAAAUGACUGACCAUCUUGUCAGAGUGGUUACAGUUUAAUAUAGUGUACACAUCCCUCGGAGCUGGUUCUCUAUAACUGAUCAUGGCCGGCUCUACAAAAGAAGUUUUAUCUUUGUACGUGAGGCGGGGCAUCGGAAGAAGAUUCAGAUUUGAAAGAUGUCAAUCUUUUGACCGUUUUAUUCUUUAUAUUUAUACUCAUGAAGGUUGCUAAUAAUUUAUGUGACCUCUUGUAAAACAUGUUUAUUUCUAAGUCUUUUAGUAUUAGCGGCACAAUUUAAAUUUGAAACGUUUUUAUUUCCAGCAACGAUCAUUGCACUGUUGAAGUUACUUUUCGUGUUGUUCGUAAGAUAAAAAAAGGAGCUCAGGCGCGGAUCUAGGAUAAAUACGGACCGAUUUCCUAAACAAGGCGGAGUCCCGGGGCAUGCUUUCCCAGGAAAUACUAUUGGAUUUAACUCCCUAAAGUCCCCAUACCUGGGUUUCUGAGUCAUAAAGUUUGGACAGUGUAUUGACCAGUUCCAUUCUCCUCGGAUGAAGCCUUACAAAUCGACGGAAUAUUAUUAUUAUUUCUAAUGCCUGGAAAUUAGAGGGAGAAAAAUUAUCCAAACCAUUUUCCAGAAAAGAUAUUUUUUUAAUGAAAUAUCGGACCGAUUUCCGUAAAACCGUGGAAACCGGUGUGGAUCCGCGCCUGGAGUCGAAAAAUGAAUAGCAUGUCAAUGCAGACUUAUUUCUGGCUGUCGUAGACUUAAAUGUCAGCAGUCUCCACUCCCCUAACCCGUGGGGGAUGCGGGGGAAAGAGAUUCUGCAAGGGUUUGGGGGUGGAGACGACUGACAUUUUAGACUUCGGCUGUGGCAUCUCUUUGUAGCCAGAGAGGUUAAUAACAAGAACAUGUUCUGCUAGAAUACGGGAAAAAGCAUAAACAGGUUUAAGUUUUGUGUUGUCAUGUUUUUGUUUUGUUGUGCUUUUUUGAACUUGUCGUCUAUUAUAGUAGCUGCACUUGUGUUUUCGAGCAUU
This is a messenger RNA of Porites lobata, 4135 nucleotides long. NCBI's taxonomy places the organism in Eukaryota, Metazoa, Cnidaria, Anthozoa, Scleractinia, Poritidae. The record is from the annotation of a GenBank genome assembly.